Molecule: messenger RNA, 505 nt
Organism: Glossina fuscipes
Lineage: Eukaryota; Metazoa; Arthropoda; Insecta; Diptera; Glossinidae
Exons: 3
Coding region: 53-361 (102 amino acids)
Source: RefSeq, a predicted model, not a curated record
GUUACUAUAAUUUUGCAAUAAUCAUUUCAUUAUCAAUCGUUCUCAAAUAAGGAUGAAGACCUUUUUACUCUUAACUAUAAUUUGUGCGAUUUUUGCAUUUGGGUUUGCAGCCGAAUCGAGAGGAUUUUAUAAGGAUCCCAGAUACCCUGGUAAAUGUUAUAUAAACGAAAAUUUGAUAUUAUCAGCUGGAGAGCAACGCCGUCAUACCGAUUAUUGUGCGAGGGUCAUAUGUGGCGGUGAGGGUUACACUACAAUUCAAACAUGCGGCGUUCAAUCUGCUGAACCUCCUUGUAAAUUGGGUGACUAUGUAAAUCCCGAUGGCGAUUAUCCCGAUUGUUGCGAAAGGAAUGUUGUAUGCUAAAGAAAAAUUGAAAGAAUAUUAUUUAUUGUUGUUGUUAUUUUAAAUACUAUACGCAUUUGUCGUUCAAACAUAUUUCAAUUUUUGCACUUUUCCCUAUAAUUGUUAGAUAGGAGGUUUCUACAAAAUUAUAUAAUUUGGAAAUUC